This is a messenger RNA of Humulus lupulus (European hop), 1965 nucleotides long. RefSeq names its product T-complex protein 1 subunit zeta 1. NCBI's taxonomy places the organism in Eukaryota, Viridiplantae, Streptophyta, Magnoliopsida, Rosales, Cannabaceae. Gene Ontology annotation, biological process: protein folding. The coding region runs from base 143 to 1750 and encodes 535 amino acids. Gene Ontology annotation, molecular function: ATP hydrolysis activity; ATP-dependent protein folding chaperone; ATP binding. Gene Ontology annotation, cellular component: chaperonin-containing T-complex. The record is from RefSeq and is a predicted model, not a curated record. The transcript has 15 exons.
AAGAGAGAAGUUCCGGAAAGCCCUAAAACCCUCUCUGUCAUAACUCACUCCAAAGUUAGACGAGAGUUCCCUCAGUUCAUUUCGAACUGAAAACUCACUCACUUCGCUGCUCUCACUCGGUGCUUAGCCGAAGCGAACGAAGAUGUCGCUCCGGGUGCUUAACCCAAAUGCAGAGGUCCUCAACAAAUCGGCGGCUCUGCAUAUGAACAUCAAUGCCGCCAAGGGUUUACAGGACGUCCUCAAGAGCAAUCUUGGUCCCAAAGGCACCAUCAAGAUGCUUGUUGGUGGAGCCGGUGAUAUCAAGCUCACCAAAGAUGGCAACACUUUGCUUAAAGAAAUGCAAAUUCAAAAUCCUACAGCAAUAAUGAUUGCAAGGACAGCCGUUGCUCAAGAUGAUAUUAGUGGAGAUGGCACUACUUCUACUGUGAUCUUCAUUGGGGAGCUUAUGAAACAAUCAGAGCGUUACAUUGAUGAAGGGAUGCAUCCCCGAGUUCUUGUUGAUGGUUUUGAGAUUGCCAAAAGAGCAACUCUCCAAUUCUUGGAGAAAUUUAAGACUCCUGUGGUGAUGGGUGAUGACCCUGAUAGAGAGAUUCUGAAAAUGGUGGCCAGAACUACUCUAAGAACAAAGCUGUAUGAGAAAUUAGCAGAUCAGCUGACUGAGAUAGUUGUUAAUUCGCUUCUUUGCAUUCGCAAGCCUGAGGAACCAAUUGAUUUGUUUAUGGUAGAGAUUAUGCAUAUGCGCCAUAAAUUCGAUGUGGACACACGUUUGGUUGAAGGUCUUGUCCUUGACCAUGGUUCCAGGCAUCCUGAUAUGAAAAGACGUGCAGAGAAUUGUUAUAUAUUGACCUGCAAUGUUUCUUUGGAGUAUGAAAAGAGUGAAAUAAAUGCAGGCUUCUUUUACUCCAAUUCUGAUCAGAGAGAAGCAAUGGUUGCUGCUGAAAGGCGAUCAGUUGAUGAAAGAGUUCAAAGAAUAAUUGAGCUGAAAAAUAAGGUUUGUGCUGAUAAUGACAGUAACUUCGUCAUUAUUAAUCAAAAGGGAAUUGAUCCACCAUCAUUGGACCUUCUUGCAAAAGAAGGGAUUGUUGCCCUACGAAGAGCUAAGAGGAGAAAUAUGGAACGAUUGGUUUUGGCUUGUGGAGGAGAGGCUGUAAACUCUGUGGAUGAUCUUACUCCAGAGUGUCUUGGUUGGGCUGGUCUGGUCUAUGAGCAUGUCCUAGGGGAAGAUAAGUAUACAUUUGUGGAAAAUGUAAAGAACCCUCAUUCUUGUACAAUCUUAAUCAAAGGGCCUAAUGACCAUACAAUUGCUCAGAUCAAGGAUGCUGUCCGUGAUGGAUUGAGGGCUGUUAAAAAUACUAUUGAAGAUGAAUCUGUUGUAUUAGGGGCUGGAGCAUUUGAAGUUGCAGCUAGACAAUAUCUCGUUAAUGAAGUGAAGAAAACUGUUAAAGGGCGAGCUCAACUCGGUGUGGAAGCUUUUGCUGAUGCCCUCCUUGUGAUUCCCAAGAUACUUGCUGAGAACUCUGGUCUUGACACACAAGAUGCGAUCAUAGCACUUACUGGAGAGCAUGACAGGGGGAAUGUUGUGGGAUUGAACCAGCACACAGGAGAACCUAUUGACCCCCAAAUGGAGGGUAUUUUCGAUAACUACUCGGUGAAGCGCCAAAUUAUAAACUCAGCACCUGUAAUUGCAUCUCAAUUGCUGUUGGUGGACGAAGUCAUUCGAGCUGGGCGCAACAUGAGAAAGCCAACUUAGUUUUGGCAAAGGCUUACCUGUGUGGAAUUUUUUUUUGUUUCCUAGUUUGCUAUGAAUUGACUUGAGCUACAUUGUUUACUGAAACGAAGGGCGGUUUUGCUGAGUUUUUUUGUUAAAGAGAAAUUGAAAAUUUGCUUAUGGUUCGCAAGUUUCAUUGCUGAUCAACAGUGUUACAUCUUCUGUAAUUUCUCUUAUUAAUGUUACCAAAUUUUGUA